UGUAAUGAGUAAGAAAUGUCAGCUACUGAUUCAUCGGCGCAAACUCAAGAAAUCAAAAAGCCAAAACGGAAAUCAACAUAUCGUAUGGCGGACGAGACGGCCACGGACUGCCUCUUCGAAAGGCUGCGGCUCCACCAGCAGCGGGCGCCGGACUCCACGGAGGUGGCGCGCGCCAUCACCGCCCGCAUCAACUCGCGGCUCACGUCUCAUGAUAAACAUGUUCGGCAGAGCACGCUGGACAAGCUUUGGAACAAACAGUCGGGAGCUGUACAAAUGCUGCUUUCGAUAUUGGAGAACACACGGGAUACAGCUACAUCUACCUAUAUAACAUCGAUACUUAGAGAAGCGCUAUGCUUAAAACAAGGAAAAGGAAAAAAGUGCUCAGCUCCGAUCGAAGCACCACCUAACAAGAAGAAGGAUAUCAAAAAGACUGGCAAAGAAAAUAAAAUGCCUCUGGCAAAAAAGGCGAACAACCUCGCGAGGCAGCAAUGCGCGCAGCACUUCGUAUCGAUAAACGGCUCGCAGGCGGUGAUCCGCACGAUGAUAGCCACGCACGGCAAACGCGACAGCAACGUUGGCACCGAGCUGAUGCUGCAGGACCUCGUGUGGAUCCUCGCCUCGCUCGCGCCCAGAGAUCCCAAGUUCGCGAUGAAAGUGAGAAUGUUGGGCUGCGUCAGAACAAUGCAUCUUAUUUUAAAGGGACACUUCACGGAUAACAAGUUGAUAUUUCCUUUACUUGUUAUAAUGAAACAACUUGCAAAGAAUGCUAUAACAACGUCGAUUUUGAUCCGUGAUGGCGUCAUAGCAACUUACGAGCGAGUACUCGUAAGUUUGGGCUUCAUCCCAACAGCCAGGCUUCGCCUUUGCCUGGACGCUAUAGACUACUUCAGCAAAAACAAGGUGUGCUGCAUGCAGAUCGUCAAGACAGGCCUCUGUAGCGUGCUCCUCAGGGUGUUCGACCGCUGGGACCGCUACGAGGGACGCAUGCGCCUCAAGAUUUGCGCGCACAUACUGCAGACGCUGCAACACCUUUGCAACAUAAAGGCCGGACGUCGUGCAUUGUGCACGAAAAAACACGUGCAGACGCUCCACAGGUUCUGCUCUCAGUGUCCGGACGAGCCGGAGUUUGACGGGCUCUUGGCUCGAGUUUGCUCAGUGAUCACGCUAUGCCUCAAGCACCAAGCGCUGCCGGUGCCUGCAUCCAGUCCAGCUUCCUUCAACCUUAACCCUAUCCUGAAAGGUACUAAUACUUUAUGGCCAUGCCAUGAAGAUGAAGAAGAUGCAGCCAAUUCCGAUUCAAAGACUGUCAAUUCAGACCUUGAUGAUGAUGGUCCAGACACUGACAAUGAAGGCAUCGAUGAGUUUCCAGACAUAGAUUUCGAUGAAACAGAAUUGAAAGGAGAGAAUAAUGAUGAAGAGAAAGUAUUUAUAAAAAGUGGUGAUAGCUUACAAAGCUCGCUAUGGAUUAAUCCUAAUGAGAGAGAUAUAGAAGACUUAAAAAAAUAUUUUAUAUUUUUUAAAGAAUUUGGAUCAUACAACAAACAGAUAAGACUAGUCAAAAGUCGGUCUAAUUCACGUGGGUCCAUACUAGAUGAUUUCCUUGGAUCUCAAACAGGUGGCAACAGAAAUGUUCCUUCCUCAUUGAACUUGUCCCUGACAGCAGUUUUGGGGAAUACAGACUAUGAUAACUUCCUCGGUUCCUCCCCUUCGCCAUCUUUACUGCAAGGUUAUCACAAAAUCCAUGAAAGUACCUCAACCACUUCUUGCUCUUCCCUCAAAAUACACAAAGAUAUAUCGAAGUACAGUACGUUUGCUUCUGUGUACAGCACUAUAUCAUCAAGGGUCAGAAGUGUAAUACCAUUCGUCAAAGUAGCCUAUCCAGACAUGAAGGGUGGCCAUGGCCAUAAUCAACCAGAGCCUCUCAAUAAAAUGGAACGAUCCGCAUGCAGGAUGAAAUUACUGUCAUGUGUGGAUAGAGCUAUAAAUCCAGAGGCGUAUAUGAACGAAGUUGUAUACGACUUAGACCAACUAAGCAGUUCUGGCACAUCUACUGAUGCCACAGUACAGAGAAGCAAUGAUAGUAUUUUUCUUGCCAACUCCGAUGAACAAGAAAUUACUAAAGUAAACAGUUUUUCAUCUCGAUUAAGUUUUGAAUCGAGAUUUGAAUCGGGGAAUCUAAGAAAAGUCAUUCAGGUAGGUCCGAGAGAGUACGAGCUGAUCUUGAUGCCAGAUGUGAACUCGACUAAACGUCAUCAGUGGUUCUACUUCGAGGUUCGGAAUAUGCAGCAGGGCCGACCCUACAUCUUCAACAUUGUCAAUUGUGAGAAGUCUGAUAGCCAGUUUAAUUUCGGCAUGAAGCCGGUCCUGUAUUCCGUGAAGGAAGCUGUUAUGGGAAAACCAGGAUGGGUUCGUGCCGGCUCUGACAUCUGCUACUACCGCAACAGCUACCACUACGCGAACCAGAAGAACCACAACAAGUGCUACCUCACGGUCACCUUCAACAUCGAGUUCCCGCACACCAAUGACGUGUGCUACCUCGCUUACCACUUCCCGUUCACGUAUUCUAUGAUGUUGACGCGGAUUUGGCAAUGGAGCUUGCAACUGCCAGUGGGAGCAUACCUACGUGUAGAACCCCUCUGCUAUUCCUUGAACAACAAUGAGAUACCGCUUCUCACCAUCUCUGCUGAAGAUACACCAUCUAACCCAAUUGUGGACAGAGAGAUAGUGUUCCUAACAGCCCGCGUGCACCCUGGCGAAAGCAACGCAUCUUGGGUGAUGGACGGCACCAUGGGCUGCCUGCUGGGUGAUUCCACGGCGGCUGCGGCUUUGCGAGCCAAAUACGUGUUCAAGAUCGUGCCCAUGCUCAACGUGGAAGGCGUCGUCAACGGCUGUCAUCGAUGCGGCCUGACUAAUGAAGAUUUGAAUAGACGAUGGUGUAAGCCGAGUCCCGUUUUGCAUCCGUCUAUUUACCAUACUAAGGGCCUGAUUGAGUACCUGGUGCGCGUUUGGAAAAAGCCGCCGCUGGUGUACUGCGACUACCACGGGCACUCGCGCAAGAAGAACGUAUUCUUCUACGGCUGCGCGGCCGCCGAGAGCUGGUGCAGCAACGACCGCCUCGUGCAGGACGAGCCGGUCAAAUACCUCAUGUUGCCAGCUCUCAUGCACCGGAUUUCUCCUGCGUUCGCGCUGGGUUCGUGCUCGUUCCGCGUGGAGCGCGAGCGUGAGAGCACGGCGCGCGUGACUGUGUGGCGACACCUGGGUGUCACCCGCUCCUACACCAUGGAAGCCUCCUUCUGCGGCUUCGAUAGAGGACCCUUCAAGGGCUUCCACCUCAACACGCAGCACCUACAAAGCGUCGGCAGCGAUUUCUGCGAGGCGCUCAACGGCCUCAACGACACCGCCACCAAUGUCGACAUACAACUUACCAAAGAUCUCAACGGAAAUAUAAUUGAAGUUAGUUUGGUUGACCUCGGAGCAGACAGUGAGAUAGCGGUGGACAGCGAGCCGGGCUCGGGCUCCGACAGCGUGCUCAAGACCGACUCCGACGAGGACUUCGACUAGGCUUCGGCCAUAGGUAGAAUAAGACUAGAAAAACUAUGUACUACAAACGUAACCCGAAACCUAGAACUUAAACCCAUUGAAAUUAUGGUUAUUCCAAUCAUACAAUUAAGAUAGAGGAAUACAAUUCCAACAUAUUUGGUUUUAUAAUCACAUCACUUUAUCAGCAGAGGUUUAUUUUUUAAACUUUACUUUAUCUAUUUUCUUAUGGAUUUUUAUUGCGUAUUAUAUUUAAUUUUAAUAUUACCAUAUUUAUUUUAUGUACAAAUUAGUCUGUGUGCUGUGUGCGCCUGUGAUCCUUAGUUUGUUUGGUUUGUGAUAAAUUAAAUUUAUUAAGUUGCAUGUGAUCUCAAUUACAAAUAAAUUAUGAAAUCAC
Molecule: messenger RNA, 3934 nt
Organism: Ostrinia furnacalis (Asian corn borer)
Lineage: Eukaryota; Metazoa; Arthropoda; Insecta; Lepidoptera; Crambidae
Product: cytosolic carboxypeptidase 4
Exons: 26
Coding region: 16-3561 (1181 amino acids)
Biological process (GO): C-terminal protein deglutamylation; proteolysis; protein side chain deglutamylation
Molecular function (GO): zinc ion binding; metallocarboxypeptidase activity
Source: RefSeq, a predicted model, not a curated record